GUUCACGGACGGACGAGAAAACGUCGCCAAACGUAAGAAAAAGCUGCUGGUUUUUAUCGAGACGUUUCUAAAAUGCAGUCGCUCAAAGUGUUUCUCACCGAGCGGCUGGCGGCUGCGGCGGAAGAGAUUUUUGCUGCUGUGGAAAAGACAAUUACCGAAUACAAAGAGGAGAUUUGUCUUGCAAAGGAUUUAGAAAUCAGCCGUCUUCGAAUGCAGUUGAAGAUUCUCAGAUCAGACACCCGGGUGGACAGAUGUUCUCCUGCAGUCCAUCUUCAGCAGCAUCAGUCAGCAGCUGCCAUGCCUGCUGUGGAGGCUCCUGAGCCAGAGCACUGUGAUGAGGACGGAGGCCCCAGUUUGGAGCCAGAGCACCCAGAGGCCUCUCAGGUCAAGAAGGAGCAGCAGAGAGGCCACAGGGACUUCUGGAUGUCUCACGAGGAGGAGCAGCUCGAUUCUCUUGAGCCAGACAUAAAAGACUUCAUCUCACCUCCUUCCCGUCUGAAAAGCAGCUUUCAUGACCCGGCCUCCUUAGUGUUUCAUCACUAUCAUGGUAACAGUGAGGAGAGCAGGGAGAAACCUUACAGCUGCUCCGUGUGUGAGAAGCGUUUCAGUAACUGUUCGCACCUUGCAGCUCACAUUAGGACUCACACAGGUGAACGGCCAUACAGAUGUGAAAUAUGCAGAAAGACUUUCAUCACCACCAGUGCUCUGAACAGACACCAGACCAUCCACACUGAAGGCAAACACUAUGUGUGCAAUUAUUGUGGUAAAUCCUUCAAAUGGAUGGAGUCUCUGGGCAGGCAUGUAAGAAGUGUGCAUAAGAGGGACAAUAUGUCGGUAUGACUAAACCGUGUGAUAUGAUUUCAGGAUGAAAAAUUAUAUACACAUAUAACAAGUACAAAUAAACUUUAUAGUCUGUUUUGAUUUGGCCAUAUUGUGUAUUUUGUUAGUAAAUGUGCAUUGAACCAUGUUUAACUCUUAGUGUGUGCUCAUAAACACUAUUUUCACAUUAUGUGCAAAUAAAUUGUAGAAAUACACUCACUGAACCGAUCUUUUUUUAAAACAUAAUGACAGUCUCUGCUGAAGAAUUAAAUGAAUGUUUAUGUAGUCUUCUGCUCCAAUUGCAUAAAAAAUGAAAUUGCAUUAGUCUCCAGUAGGUGGCAGCAAUGGCAGCACAAUUUGACAUAUA
This is a messenger RNA of Thalassophryne amazonica, 1186 nucleotides long. Its product is annotated as zinc finger and BTB domain-containing protein 49-like. The transcript is spliced from 2 exons. Gene Ontology annotation, molecular function: DNA-binding transcription factor activity; RNA polymerase II cis-regulatory region sequence-specific DNA binding. Lineage: Eukaryota; Metazoa; Chordata; Actinopteri; Batrachoidiformes; Batrachoididae. Gene Ontology annotation, biological process: regulation of transcription by RNA polymerase II. The record is from RefSeq and is a predicted model, not a curated record. The coding region runs from base 73 to 840 and encodes 255 amino acids.